GCCCCGCCGGAACAAUGACCCCUCCAGUGCAUUCCAAAUUCCCAGGCGCCGUCCUCGCGCUGGGUCCGAAUCUCCGGGGCCUGAAACUCCGGAGGGACGCCAGCCGCUUUGAAGCACUAAGCCGAGUGCCACCGUUAGUCGCAAAACGUCACCGGUGGAAUGACUUUGUGAGGAGUCGUCGCUUUAUAUAUUGCGCCGCAGCCCAGCCUGGUGAAACGCCGACUUUGCAUCAUCGCCAUUGCAUCCCCCGUCUGGACACGUCCUUGCAUCGCAGACUGUAUUCUUCAGCCAUGGCUUCCGCUACCAACUUCUUCGAGUUCAAGGCGCUUGACGCCACCGACAACGAAAUUCCUCUGUCCAAUUUCAAGGGCAAGGUCGUCCUGGUCGUCAACACCGCCUCCAAGUGCGGCUUCACCUACCAAUACAAGAACCUCGAGUCCGUCUACCAGGAGAUCAAGAAGGAGUACCCCGACGACUUCACAAUCAUCGGCUUCCCCUGCAACCAGUUCGGCGGCCAAGAGCCCGGCUCCAACGAGGAGAUCCAGAACUUCUGCUCCCUGGACCAAAAGGUCACCUUCCCCGUCCUCGGCAAGAUCAACGUCAACGGCGACGAUGCGCACCCGCUGUACAAGUGGCUGAAGCACGAGAAGCCCGGCCUGCUUGGUCUGGAGAGGGUCAAGUGGAACUUUGAAAAGUUUCUCAUCGGCCGCAACGGCAAGGUUGUUGACCGCUGGGCCAGCACUACUGAGCCUGAGAAGUUCCAGGGCAGGAUCCUGGAGGAGAUUAAGAAGCCUGCGCCUGCGUCAUAAAUGUGCAUUGAUGCGUGCAGUGGGACGAGUGAGGGGGAAAAAUGGAUGGAUUGUACAUAGACAAGUAUGUAACGUUUGAUGACAUUAUACCAGAUUAGCAGUCAUUCAGAUUAGCAGUCAUCAUAUCUUAUACAAUUAUGCUCUGCGUAUCC
Trichoderma atroviride IMI 206040 is the source of this 961-nucleotide messenger RNA. RefSeq lists its product as uncharacterized. Gene Ontology annotation, biological process: cellular response to oxidative stress. Gene Ontology annotation, molecular function: glutathione peroxidase activity. The record is from RefSeq and is a predicted model, not a curated record. NCBI's taxonomy places the organism in Eukaryota, Fungi, Ascomycota, Sordariomycetes, Hypocreales, Hypocreaceae.